Arctia plantaginis is the source of this 228-nucleotide messenger RNA. The record is from the annotation of a GenBank genome assembly. NCBI's taxonomy places the organism in Eukaryota, Metazoa, Arthropoda, Insecta, Lepidoptera, Erebidae.
AUGGUAGUUGUAAAAUGGUGCGGCUGUUCACGAUGUCUUGUGGGCAUUGAGGUACCGGUAACGGUGGCCAGGAGGCGACUCAGCAAUCUGCUCGCGGAGCACAGAACCAGAGAGCGGGUGGUGACGAGCGCUGUUGUUGCGCUGAGUGGCGCCACUCCGCACUGCACCGGCAUCAACACUAUCAUAUGCCAACUGUUGAGUGCGCACCACGACACAGUACGAGAGUAG